AUGGUGCGUCCUUGUUCCUGCUCUCGCUUCAUUGCAGAAGCUGAUGUCAUGCGAAGCAGGCAGAUGUUGCAAAGACGGCUGAAAUCGCCUGUGGGAUGCAACAAGAGGCGACUUGCCACGUCAUCGGCGAACAACGGUGCUCACUCUACCGCCCGCCCCCUCCUUCUCCCCUCUCAAUCCAUCCCUCGACCCGCGCACAAUCUGCUUCGGCCGUCCCUGCGCUCGCGCAACCACAUGACGCAGUCGCCAACACCCGGCAGCGGCUACUCGCUCCCUUCGAUCGUCUCAUCCAUCAACUCCUCUCUUGAAACAUCGCCUGCGCAAGCGUUCUUGAAGUACUCUGAUGCCUCACCUACGCCCUUUCAUGCGACUGCCGUGAGCGCUGCCUUGCUCGAAAAGGACGGUUUCGUGCGGCUGAAAGAGCAGGACGCAUGGGACGGGAAGAUCGAAGCGGGCGGAAAGUACUUGUGAGCAUAGACAACCGCGUGCGGCGUGAAGACUAUCUCUAAAUUUGGUCCCGACUGACACAACCUCCCUAAAACGCUUUUCAUCGUAGCUUCACACGCAAUCAAAGCGCCAUCGUGGCCUUUGGUGUCGGCAAGCAGUUCCAGCCUGGCGUGUCCGGAGUUCAUCUCGUGGGCGCCCAUACCGAUUCGCCCAACUUUCACAUCAAACCCGUCAGCAAGCGCACCAAGGAAGGCUACCUGCAAUGCGGGGUGGAGACGUAUGGCGGGGGCCUGUGGUCCACCUGGUUCGACAGGGAUCUUUCCUUGGCUGGAAGAGUCAUCGUCGCUACGACUGCUUCACAAAAUGCCUUCCAGAGCAGACUGGUCAAGGUGGACAGGACUCUCCUUCGCAUCCCCACACUUGCGAUUCACCUCAAUAGAAGCGCAAACGAUGCUUUCAAGUUCAACCAAGAGACCGAAAUGGUUCCCAUCCUAGGACUUGCGGACAAGGCCAAAGAGGCACUCAAUGCUCCUGCAACAACGGACGAAGAUGGUAUUACAGGAGAGCCAAGAAUGCAAGAAAAGCAUCACUCGAUGCUCUUGGAACUGCUGGCUGGCGAGCUAGGGGUGCAGGUGGAGCAGAUUCAGGAUUUCGAGCUGAGCUUGUACGAUACGCAGAAAGCUACGAUUGGUGAGUCCCGAUAAGUGCUGCUACUGGUUGACCGGCCAACUCUUCCUGUGCAACUCUAACACGUUCGGUCUGAUGCGCCACGUAGGUGGCCUCAAUGACGAGUUCAUACACGCUGCAAGGCUGGAUAAUCAGAGUGAGUGUCAACACGCAUCGAAGCUUGGCGCUGCGCAGGCAUUUGCUGAUGCUGCAAUUUGAUCACUCCGCUCCGACAGUGUCCUGCUUCUGCGCUACGACGGCGCUGAUUGAGGCUACGCGCGGAGGAUCGCUGUCCAACUCUUCCUCUAUUCAAGCUAUUGCGCUCUUCGACAAUGAGGAGGUGGGAUCAGUAUCGACGCACGGAGCCGAGUCGAACAUGUUGAGCUCCACAGUUCGAAGAUUAGGAAGCAUGUCCAUUCUGGGCCUGGAGUCGAUCAAGAACGACGAUCAUUUGCAUCCCACCAAUUACGAGCGGUCAAUCUCGAAAUCAUUCCUCAUCAGCUCGGACAUGGCGCACGGUUUCCAUCCCAACUAUUCUUCCUUCUACGAGGACAAUCACAGACCGAAGAUUAAUGGAGGGGUGGUGAUCAAGACGAACGCAAAACAACGCUACGCUUCUACUGCACCCACCACCUUUCUGAUACGAAGAAUUGCGAAAUUGGCCAGUGUGCCAUUGCAAGAGUUUGAAGUGAGAAACGAUAUGCCAUGCGGAAGCACCAUUGGACCUAUGAUGAGCAAAACGGGAAUCAGGACGGUAGACCUUGGCAGCCCCCAACUUUCUAUGCACUCCAUCAGGGAAACUUCAGGGACCAAGGACGUAAAGUACAAGAUUGACCUCUUUGCUGCAUUCUUUAGGGACUUUGACAAAGUCGACAGUGAACUUGUGGUCGAUUGA
Ceraceosorus bombacis is the source of this 2008-nucleotide messenger RNA. Lineage: Eukaryota; Fungi; Basidiomycota; Exobasidiomycetes; Ceraceosorales; Ceraceosoraceae. The record is from the annotation of a GenBank genome assembly.